Molecule: messenger RNA, 6471 nt
Organism: Hippoglossus stenolepis (Pacific halibut)
Lineage: Eukaryota; Metazoa; Chordata; Actinopteri; Pleuronectiformes; Pleuronectidae
Product: rab11 family-interacting protein 2
Exons: 6
Coding region: 410-1816 (468 amino acids)
Biological process (GO): regulated exocytosis
Cellular component (GO): endosome; phagocytic cup
Molecular function (GO): small GTPase binding
Source: RefSeq, a predicted model, not a curated record
UGCGGAGGAAGUGACGUCGCACCAGGAAGUACAGCUCGCCGCUGGCCGACAGCAGUGAACACACAACAGCAACAGAAAGAACCUUAGCAACAGCACUGGCCGGCGUUUUGUGUGGACGCCACCGCAUGGACGUGUGAGGAGCUGGAUGUCCUACAGCCGCUGAACAUGACACCGAGAUGACUCACCGGUGGCUUGGACAUCUGAGACUCCAUAAAAGAUGAGGCUUGCUCAAUUUGUCAGAUUUGUCAUCGCUUGUAAUGAUUGUUACUGUAGAAACAAGCCACACUGACAUGGACAACAAACUAUAGCGAAUCAUGACACUCUUUGCAUCACACUCACUAAAUAACUGAACGGCAUAAAAUCAUUUAGUUAGUUUUGAAUGGCUCUCAGUUAAUAACCAGUGCUGACAAUGUCACUGGGUGAGCAGUCUCAGAAGUGGUUUCCAACCCAUGUCCAAGCCACUGUUCUUCAAGCAAAAGGUUUACAGCCUAAGGGCAAACAUGGCACCAACGAUGGCUACACCAUCAUUCAGCUGGGCAAGGAAAAGUACUCGACGUCAGUGGCAGAGAAGACACUCAGUCCAGUCUGGAAAGAAGAAGCCUCCUUUGAGUUACCUGGUCUGCUUAUGGAGGGCAACCCCGAAGUGUAUGAACUCUGCUUCAUAGUGAUGCAUCGCUCCCUGGUUGGGAUGGACAAGUUUCUGGGUCAGAGGUCCAUCAACCUUAAUGAAAUCUUUGAUAACAAGGAGAGAAAGAAAACUGACUGGUAUUCCCUGCAGUCCAAGCCGGGAAAGAAGAGGAAAGAACGAGGCCGCAUCCAAGUCAGCAUCCAGUUCAUGAGGAACAACAUGACGGCCAGCAUGUUUGACCUCUCCAUGAAGGAAAAGCCACGCUCGCCUUUCUCUAAGCUUAAAGACAAAAUGAAAGGUCGUAAACAUGACAGUGGCUUCGGUGACACGUCUUCAGCCAUCGUGCCUCGCUCUGCCGCAUGUGACUUGGAGCCCAGCCAUCAGUCGUCUGGUCCAGACCCACAAACCAAGCCUGAAACAAAGGUCAAGAGACCACUACUCGCUGGGGGCCAUAAACUCUCUGCGGCCCAUUCCAUGUCAGAUCUCAUUGGAGGACACUCCCGACCCAAACAGGACUCCAUAAGCUCAAUAGAAGAAAGUGGUGGACCUCACAGGCGUUCCCAGAGCGAGGUGCCAGGCUAUCAGGACGAUGAGGCACACAGUGACCCUUUUACUGAUAUCAGUGACACCCUGCCACAGAAGUAUGCCACGCUCCCACGCAACCGCAACCCAUUUGAGGGGGAGCAAGGGCAGCUGUGGGACCGUGGAGAGCGGAAGGAGAAAAAAGAGAAGGUCAGCUUACUGGAACGCGUGACGGGAAAGAAGGAAGGCCGCAAGACCAGCAACGAGGGCCGAUCAGGCAGCUCUGGAGACCUGCGUUCCCCCAACCCCUUUAGCGGUGACCCACAAGCAGAAACUAACCCCUUCACCUCCAACUACAAAGCCCGUUAUGGAAAGUCCACAGGAAAGGAAGACUUCACCUUUGGCCAGAAGAAGAAGAAGGACAUGCACGGCAAGAAAAAAGAGCUGACAAAGGAAAGCAUGGCGGCCUAUAGCAACUUGUCCUUUGAGGAAGUUGUGCAAGAUCUAAUCAAGCAGAAAGAAGUGGUGAAAAAGAAAGACGCCCACAUCAGGGAGCUGGAAGACUACAUCGACAACCUCCUAGUACGCGUCAUGGAGGAGACGCCAAGCAUACUGCGGACACCCUAUGAGCCAAAAAAGAAGGCUGGUAAACUUAAUAAAAAGUAGUAAGAAGCAAAGGAACAUGAGGAUAAAAAGCUACAAAUGAAGUUGAAGUGGUAGCUCAUGUAUCAGUAUCAUAUGAUAAAAUAAGUGGGAAUAAAUGGUAUUGAUCAAGGCCAAAAUUUAUGAUUGAGCUAUGUUGUAACAUUUUUACUGGUUGGAGGUGGUUCUUAAAGACUUUUUCAAAAGGUUCUGGUUAUUUUAGUUCUUUUAGUUCCCCCCCUCUUUGUUGGACAUUCCUAUACAUCAAUGUUUAAAAUAACUCUGGAUCCUUGCAGUUUAUUUUUAGGUACUUAAACAGGAUAUCUGGUAUUCAUCAUCUAAUUCAAAUCAACUCAAACCCAUAUUUUGUGACAAAGAUGAAGUUUAGCUGUAUUGAAUGCACUUGUGAACCUACAGAGGUCUGUUGCACACACAGCUGCCAUCAUCUGUCCAGAGGCUCUUAAGGUGCAGCCAAAUUCCUGUUUACCAGAUGUAGUUGUGUGCUGUUUGCUGACAGACGGUCGAGUGGUUAAGAUGAAGCUUGGGGUGCUGUGUUUACACUCGAGCACAAGUCUUAAACACGAUGCCUAAAUUGCUACGCACAUUUAGCAGAGGCAGUGUUGAUUUUGUUGCGAGUCUCUUAUUCUGAGGCCGUUCGCAGCAGAUGUGCAUGAACUCUGCUCUCCUGAGUGAUUUAUAGGGAUUCUUAGAAAGAGAGUUAUGAUAAGAAGUUUCUGGACAGUAUCUGGUUUCUCUCUAGCUUUCUGACGCUUUUUUCUUUAAUGAACAAACGUACAUCCCUUUUAUUGUUUUCUGAUUUUACAUUCUUUAUUUUAUCUGUGACGACUAUCAAAUAACUUUCUUGGACAGAGGAUCUCGUAUUCACUCGUUGAGCGUAAUCGUUUUACUUAAGCUUUAAGUGCAAUAAUCAUGACCUAAGCAUUUUGUGUUAUAUAUUCUGCUGGUAAUGCUCUUGUUUACAUUUUAAUCACAUCUCUUAAUAUUGAUUUGAUUCUUUAGAAAUGCUUGGGAUUUCUUUGUUACUGCCUACAUUGAUUUACAUGCCUUUAUUUCUUCCAAAUACAGUUUUAGCUGAAAAUUGUACUUAAGGCACUGAGAUGCACAUGUGCAUAUUUUCUGAACAAGCUUUAUUUAUAUAAGUAGCUCAUAGCACAUUUACAUAUGAAUCUUUUUUUAAUGUAUUUGUAAUGUACGCUACAGUAUCCCAAUCCCACCUGUCUCACAACCUGUUCUACUGUAACAACACUUUAUAGUUAGUAUAAAUCUAAAAAGAAACACUUUCAUAUGUUAUGGACUUACAGAUACACUUUUUUAUGUGUAAUUCACAUUAGCAUUAAUAUGUUUAGCAUUAAUGAAAAUCUUAUAACAGCUUCAUAGUGUUCUGCUAUUUGUUUUUCCAUUACCAAAACAGUCCAAAUUCAUAUACAAUAAAACGGUCUUUAAGUUUACAGAGUAAUUCAUUUAUAAUCGUUUUUUAAGGUAAACAGCCAAUCACCCAAGGCACUGACAGUCUAUAUUAUGUUGCCUGUCCUCAUUUCACAGUUUGGUGUCAUCUCAUACAUCGCCUCAGUCUAUGAUACUAAUGCCAUAACAACACAUGUUGUUUCCAUGUUAAACAGCGCUCUGUCAUUUUGUUGAUUUCUCAGUUCCUACUGAACUAAUGUUAUGCUGACCUAUGGAGCAGCUGUGGAAUCACACUACUGGUACUAAAAUGAACUGCACGACUACCUUUUUAGGUUUCAGUCUCACAAAGAGACCGUUCCUUGUCGAUGUUCAACAAUAGAAUAGUCAUUUAAUGAUGUUUGGGUUUACAUUUUUAAUUUGUUUAUUUUUCCUUCCUGGAAAGCAGCUUCAUGAACAGUGUUAAAUAUGCUUUGUAUUAUCGCAGUUACUGGACUUUACUGAAAGUUGCACACCAUUUGUAAUGAUUUAUUUACAAUCUCUAUUAGAUGAUGAUCUUCCUUGUCCUGUUGCUGGUAUUAAUUCUGCUUUUUUAUAUCUGUUUAGUAAUUACUUUCCAAUCUAAAGUCUUCUGACCUUUACACUGUACGAUACCAAAUCACAGGUGAGACAAAGUGCUACACUUUCUCUACGGAAUGUCAGAAACAACUCGGUUUUUAAUUUUUUAUGAAUGUUGCACCAAUGAGAAACACAUAUUGUCUUGUGCUGAUUAUUAUAAUUUCCUGCUGCUUUGAUAGAAGUUAUUUCCUCUGAAGGUACGUCAUCUCUUUUCUGGACUUGAAGCCUAAAUCUCGUCACUGAAUGUAUUCUGGUAGGGUUUGAAACGCAUCAUCCUGAAAUGUGUAAUGUACAGAACAAUAAUCAGGCCAAUUGAACCUUGCUUGCCUUUGAAGUAUUUGGUGUAUCCAAAGAGAUCAUUUCAUGGGUGAUUUUCUUUUUCUUUCUUAGUUCUUCAUUUAAGCGGACAAAACUUUAUUCUGGACAUGAAGUUACUGUACAUACAUUUCGUGUGAUGAUGUGUCAUAAAUGUUGGGGAAAUUCCUUUGUACUGGAAAAAGGUAAUUAGAUCUACACUUAUUUUUUGUAAAGCCUAAAAAGUUUGAAUCAGUUUGUAAAACCCUGAGUAUUAUGAUACUAAUUAAGAAGAUAUGUGGACAAGAAUCUGUUUCCCAUUGUGGAAAGACUUCUCACUGAAUGCCUUCCUCCAUGUGUUGAAGUGUAAACUGUCUACUCAUGUUACAGGCUUUAACAACCGCUUUAACUAGUCUGUUUUUUUAUUGUUAACCAGUUGUUCAUGGACCUUGCUGAGCUCUUCAUACUUUUGAGCGUAGUUACCUCACCUACCUUGACUUCUUGCACACUGUUAAACGUUUGAAAAUGUGCUUCCUGGGGAUAUUCUGAUUAUUCAAAUGUCAUUUAAUUGAAAUUUCAAAAGUUGGAAUUAAAGUAUUUGCUUGGUUAAAUUGACAUUUACAAACUUUGAUUUAAUUGCCGUACUCAGGCUUUUUUAGUAGAUUUUAUUUCUUUUGUCACUAUGGGUAAUUUCACUUGCUAAAAGAACAUAUAUUUCUGGAAGUGCCAUUUUAGUUGUGGUGAUAUUGUGCAUCAUAAGAGAAAACGGAGCAGGUGAUUUACACCCAUGUCUCCAAUGUUCUCCCUUCGCUUUGCUUGAAUGAUGAAAUUACAAAAGAUAAGGCCUGAGAACAUUUGACGUUGAAUACAUUUGGACCCUGAGGUUAUUUAGUUCAAAUGAAAAAUGAGGGGUGAGUACUUCGAAUUAAUUAAUUUUCCCUGCCAUUUUUAUUCUUUUAGCUUGAUUGCUACAUUUGCUUUAUGCUUUAAUAUAAUUUGGUUCUUUAGUAGAUGUCAGUCUGACACACAAAUCUAAAUGAAAAGCAUUUUCAAAUCAUUUUGAGCACAACAGUGCAAUGUAAAGCGGUACACAAAAAGCCUGCAUCAUUAUUAUAGUUCUUCCUUGCCUCUUUGCAUAACAUUUGUCAUACAAUUAAUGGCGGUGUCUAAAUAUGCAAAGCACUGAACAUGCUUGGAGGCAAAAUUUCCUAAAAGAUUGGGCUCAUAUAAUAAUUUAAGUUAUAGAGACUGUUGCACACGCAUUAACUAAGUGUUGUAGGUGAGUGUCCGCCCCAUCCCAAAAAAUAAAAAACAGUACAUACCUAUGGUGAAAUGUAUUUUCCCCCAUGUUGACGAAGCAUGCAUUGAACCUUUUGAUGAAGAUGACAUAAAGCUGAAGUCGGAUCUCACAAUCCUCCUCUGGCAGUCUUUUUAAGUCCUCUGCUGAUAAUAUGAUGCUGCUUGCCAUAGGCCACAUACAGCUGCCAGACACUAAGACUUAAGUCCCAGCUAAAUCCCCUGACGGUGCUUGUAAUGUGGCACACAGUUUUGAAGGAAAUGAUGACUGUGUUUAUAAAAGAUCUUGCCAGUUAGCAAAGCUUCAUUGAGUUUACAGAAUUGUAUGGAGGCUGGCGCUCGGAGGCCAACACAAUUGAACAUGUGUGCUGAGUUUAGUGCCGCAACAUGGCGAAGACCUAAAAUUAAACAUGUUGGUCUACCAGUGAAGGCAGUGGAGUCGCAGUGGUACCGAUUCUUGCAGCUCAUUCAGGUUCAUGCCUUGUAAUGUAACAACUUAAAGUAAAUCUGUGUAUUUGGAAUAUUCUUAUCUCUGCAUGUCGAUCAAUGGUUUUUGUUAUGCAACACUUUGUAUAAUUGCAAAAUGAUGUGACAUUCUCCUGAUCUAGAAAACAUCAAUUCCACUAAAUUGGGUUUGUUUUAAACCAGCCCCCAUCACACAACCUUGUAUGUAUUUAACUCUGAACUGUUCUUUGUGUACAGAUGUACCUUUUUCAAAUAAGGAAUUAAUGAAGAGUUUAUUUUAAUUUAAUCUUUUUCAUAUUUUCCCAUGAUAGCGAAUAUGCAAGACUUUCAUACCUGGAUGUUUGGGGACAAGAAUGUAUGGCUUUUAUAUUAUGUAGUUCUGGAAACACAAUGGGGUCUAAAUGCUGUAUUAUGACAACAGUGUAAUGCUGUUAAUGGCGAUUGUAUGUAAAGUGCCAACAAACGCACUAAUUCAUAAGAAAUUGGUGAUUCACUCACUCUCAAUGUGCUAAAUUUUGAAACAUUUACUUUUACAUAUUGUCAUCACUAUGAUUAUGAUUAUUAAAUUCCAAUGUUUCACUGAA